AUGGCUCUCAAGCAAUUUGGAAAGUUGUGGAAUAAAGAGGAGAACUCAACCCCAUCAGGUUCCGGUGCAUCAAAAAAGAGGAAGUAUCAUUACGCCGAUAUUUUAUCAUUUUUAAAACCAGUUGCUGAAAAAAGAAAUACAUCUGGUAAUUUUGUUGAUGACCCCAACGAAAGUCUUCAAGGUGAACAAACUUUUGACGAAAAUCAUUCACUAGCUGAUGAAACUCAGGAAAAUGGAGUAGCGUCAACUUCUUAUUCUCAAUUAAAUAAAAAAUCUAAAAAAACACUAAAAGAAACAAUUUCUCCAUUCCAAAAUAAAUUGUUAUCUUUUAUAGAGCAAACGGGGUCUAAUGAUUCUGACAAACAAUUUUUAUUAUCAUUAUUGCCGGAUUACAAAAAUCUAAACCCUUCACAAAAAUUAGAUUUUUGUAUUUAUGUUCUGAAUUUUUUUUUAAAUUUACAUCAACCUGAUAAUAAUAGUUCAUCUUCCUUAACUUACGAUAAUUUCUAUCAAAACUCUGCGUCUAUAUAUAUACCUCCACUCAGACAACCUGACAUUAAUAAUACAUAUUAUUCAAAUACAUCUCAUAACAUUCCAUCUCCUUAUCAUUAA
This is a messenger RNA of Aphis gossypii (cotton aphid), 612 nucleotides long. RefSeq lists its product as uncharacterized. Gene Ontology annotation, molecular function: DNA binding. The coding region runs from base 1 to 612 and encodes 203 amino acids. Lineage: Eukaryota; Metazoa; Arthropoda; Insecta; Hemiptera; Aphididae. The transcript has 3 exons. The record is from RefSeq and is a predicted model, not a curated record.